Rhodamnia argentea is the source of this 964-nucleotide messenger RNA. RefSeq lists its product as uncharacterized. Lineage: Eukaryota; Viridiplantae; Streptophyta; Magnoliopsida; Myrtales; Myrtaceae. The transcript has 2 exons. The coding region runs from base 83 to 964 and encodes 293 amino acids. The record is from RefSeq and is a predicted model, not a curated record.
GAUUAUCUUUAACUAUUUGCUACUUUUUAUUUUUCAUCAGAUUUUUUCUUAUUCUGCUGUUUAAAGUUGUUACGUAGUUAUCAUGAAGGGUAAAGGUAAGGCUAAUGAUGAGAAGGUCAAGCAAUUUAGGUGGUCUAAGCCUAUGGAACGUGUUCUACUUGAAAUUCUUGCCGAUGAAGCUAGUAAAGGAAACAAGCCUUCGAGCAUUUUCAAACCAUCUUCAAUUGCUCGAGUUGUUGAUACAAUAAAUGAGAGAUUCGGGGGUGGUUGUGAACCCGACCACGUCGAGAACCAUUUGAAGACUGUCAAAAGCAAUUGGAAGACGAUUCAAAGUGUACGUGGCAAGAGUGGAUUCAAUUGGGAUGACAAGUUGAAGAUGGUCAUAGCUGGGAAAAAUGAAUUUGAUCAAUAUGUGACGGUUCAUCCUACUCAUGAAAAAUAUCUAAACAAGAUGAUUGAUAUGUAUGAGGAGAUGGCACUAGUGGUUGGGAGAGAUAUGGCCACCGGAAGCUUUGCUAAGCAGUUCAAAGAUAUUGAUGUAACAAAAGUUGACUCCUCUCCUGUUGAUUUAGGCGAUGAUUUCGAUGAGUUGAUGAAGGGGUCAAAAACAUCUUCAUCUACCGUGCCUUCGGAAAAGAGAUCUCACAAAAGACGAAGAUGUUCCGACAUGGAUGAUAAGUAUGCUACACUCUCAACACAAAUUGGAGAGAUGGCAUCGGCAAUGAAGUCAUUAAAUCAAACCGCUGCCCAAUACCAUAAAAUCUCCAAUGAGGUGAUGAAAGCUGAAUACUCUAAACUCUACAAUGAGGUGAUGAAAGUGGAUGGACAUGAUGAACUUACCCUUGGAUCGGUAUUUGACUAUCUAGUAGAUAAUGAAAAAAUUGCAAAUGCAUUCAUGGUGAAAAAUGCGAAUCUUCAGAAAGCGUGGAUUGACAAAUUUGUAAGCAAUGGAGGACACAAGUAG